CUUUUGCCAAAUAUACCGAAUGGGGCUAAGUAAAUCAUGCAUACAUCACCAGCUAAAACAUGACCCGACAUGUCUAGGAUUCCCCGGAAACGUGCUCUUUUUACACCCCUGUCCGGGCGGUUUUUCAGAAAUCGGCAAAUUGUCCCGGUUUAGUACUGCAAUCUGUAUGACCCAGGGCUGCAAGUUAUGGUGGAGCACCAAGUGAAGGAAAAAACAUCAAUUUCCAACAUAUGGCAGCCACUCAACUUCCGGAAACCAUUGGCACUCUGACUUUAAUAUUCACGAGAGAAGCGCUGCCUGAUUGGUCAGUGAACUGAAAACUCAAAAUUAAAAUGCUGAUUUAAGACUAGUCCUCUGGUAACCCUAUCCAAAGAUAGAUUAUAUAUGCAAGUGUGCCUGAAUGUCGCUGGUGAACCUCACACGGGGACAUGAGUCAGGCCUGCCCUACCCUUUCACUUUUUAUUCUUAUUACUAUGAAGCUGCGGACAGGAUUCCAGUCGAUGGUCACUAUUCCUGCGCAGUUCUGCAUUCACACACAUUGCCUUUUAAACAACACAUUUAUCUGAAAGUUACAGACUGUUUCCAUUGAUUGUAGUGUCAGCCCUGAAGCCUAAUUACAUAUCCUCUCCUGGUGCUUGAGCUACUAUUCUGCUGUCUUCGUUAUUCAGGUGUUUUCGCUGCCCCCAUUGUCUUCACUUCCAUGGUGUCUUUGUAACCCAGCUGUCUUCACCGGGAAACAGAACGGCUUUAUACGACCACGAGCGGCGUGGAGGAUGUGUCAUAGACCACGUGACUACAACUGCCGGGAUACGUGUUUCACGUGCUGAAGCCGGAAUUGCAACUAUAUUUCUACCAAAAUUCCCAAUGUAGUCGAUUCUGGUUUAUGGGGGGGGGGGGGGGGGGGGAUCUCCAACACAGAAAGCAUUCAUAAAAGAAACAUGCAGCCAGUCGAGUCUACAGAUAGCAGAGGACUGCGAAGCAAAAUGGAUGCAAGAGCGUUAAUAUCGAUGCUGUUCUUCAGCUCACUGUCAACAGGCUUUUCGACUGAAAUAAGUGCAGAGGGGGAUACCAGCGCUGCCUUUGGAGAAGAUGCAUCUUUUUCCUGUCACCUUUCGGACCCUAAAGGAGUUUCUCAAGUCACGUGGCAGGCAGUGAAAAACAACGUGUUGCAUGACCUGGCUACGUACAGUACACGAUUUGGGGAAAAUGUGAAGAAAUCAAAUAUAGUUUUCUCCGAGGCGUUGCUCAACUCGACCUCAAUUACCGUGAAGCGUGUCUCCAUGGCAGACGAAUGCUGUUACGUCUGCACCUUCCACGUCUAUCCCAGUGGAUCUGUGAGGGAGAAGAUGUGUUUGACCGUCUACGGAAUAUCCGACAUGUCAACGAAUCUGAUUCCUAUUAACAAGGAAACGCCGCAAGACGCGGUUGUGAUCAGCUGCUCGGCCACGGGUAAACCAGCUCCGGAGGUAACAUGGAGCAGAUCCGACUGGCAGGUGGAAAAAUGGGUGGUCCACAACGAGGACGGCACCGCCACCGUGUCAAUCAACCGGACACUCGAUAAGUCCGAUCUUAAAGACGAAUACGUGGACUGCGUGGCUGGCUCCAGAUUUGAACGUAUCUACCUUUUCAAUAGCACGAUUUUGCCAAGCCAAGGUGAGAUCCAUAAAGAUUUUAGCUAUCAUCCUGGAGCGGUGGCUGGAGUCCUGACGAUUCUGGUUUUAGUGGUCCUGCUUGCACUGUUAAUAAAGUAUGGUGCAAACCGGGAAAAAGGCUGUGCAAGAAGCUUUAUACAGCGAUGCCAUUGCUACUCUAUGGUGGCAAGUGAAAGGGAGAGCCAAGCCGCGGAGCGAUGUCUGCCCACCUCCUCAUGCCUUUCUGUAUAGCAGAGGGGGCUCACAUCGCGUGUGAUAGAAGUUAUCGCGAUGCGCUUCCUUUCAGGGAUUGAGACCCUUAAUGCCAGUGUACCUGAAAAGGGGGCAAGUUAGGACGAUUCCAAAGGCCUAUGGGUCGCGGGGGGUCCGGAGCCUAUCCCGGAAGCAAUGGGCACGAGGAUCUAAAGGCCUAUGGAUAUAAUAAUAACUGAAUUAGCCUGCUUUGCCCCCCCCCCCCCCCCCUUUUUAGUAUGCGUUCAUAUGGCCCAAAACCUCCAAAUGCUGACAUUGUACCUGAACAUAAAAGUGCUACCUCAGUAAGAGUGACGAUGCAAGAAGGCAUCAACUGAGAAGUCCCACAUGGGCAAACGAAGACAGAAAAUCCAGGAACAGCCCCACAUCGUUAAUAGGUACUGAUAGGCCUAUCAGGAGCUGUCAUUGUGGUUUCCCGUUGGCUAAAUGCUACUGGGAAGAAUCAUUAUCAUUGUUUACCGUGCAAUUUGUGUUUUCGCAUGUUCGAAUGUUUUUCUGAAAACUAUACCGUGUCAAUGUUUUUAGUCAAAACUAAGCUAUCGCAGAUGUGCUAUUUUUAAACGUUAUAUGAAUAAUGCAAAUGGGCUUUUAAAAUGAUUUGCUUCAUUUAUUGACCAAUAGAUUCGACUGUAAACUUAAAUGUUUACUUAUUUUUAACAAUUUAUUUAUUACAAAUUUGCUGGGUUGGUUUAAUGACCUUGCAGUGUUUCCUGUUACAAUUCCUUGCUUCAAUGUAACUUUAAUAUACACUGUCAGACAAAAGGGUCCAAUCUUGGCACAGUUUGCUACCCCAAGACACAGACAAUGUUAAUGUACCCAAAAUGGGACAAAAAUAUUCCUCAGAGUUCAUUUCUGUACCUUAAAAGGUACCUACAGCUAGGGUACAAAUGACAAUCCAUUGAGGAUACAGCCCCAGUGACAAGUAAUUGUACCCUUAGAGAUUGGUACUUUUUUCUGACAGUGUAUGUGACAUGUACCUGAAAUGUUUUUUUGCACACAAGCAAAGAUAAGGCACUUUAUAAAACCAUGUCUGGUUUCGUUCGUGAAUCUGAAAAUAACUCUACCUUGUAGCCAAUGUGUGUUUUAUGGCUUUACACUGUUCCUUUGACAAUUUCAUUAUCAGUGUUUGUAUUAAUAAUAUAUUAUAUUGUAUUCCAGAUAACUUAUUGGCAUUUAGAUAUGGAAUGUAUAUCAGUGUAUCAGUGUUCAUAUUAAAUAAAUUGUGACUUUUGUUUCACGA
Molecule: messenger RNA, 3144 nt
Organism: Brienomyrus brachyistius
Lineage: Eukaryota; Metazoa; Chordata; Actinopteri; Osteoglossiformes; Mormyridae
Product: OX-2 membrane glycoprotein-like
Exons: 6
Coding region: 939-1883 (314 amino acids)
Molecular function (GO): cell-cell adhesion mediator activity
Source: RefSeq, a predicted model, not a curated record